Molecule: messenger RNA, 1072 nt
Organism: Marchantia polymorpha subsp. ruderalis
Lineage: Eukaryota; Viridiplantae; Streptophyta; Marchantiopsida; Marchantiales; Marchantiaceae
Source: the annotation of a GenBank genome assembly
UUUAAGCUAUUGAAAGACAUGUCAGAGCCACUAUAAAAGGUCGCAUACUUUGUAUGAACCCUCAUCAUCUCAACAACGAUCAGUCUGAGAAUCAGAAUACGACCCCAGCUAGCUGCUUCGAGUAAUCCACUGCACGGCGCUAUCAGUUGACUGCAAAUCAUGGAAAGUAUGACGAAUUUGAGAAGAAGAAUUCCAUCUAUUCUAUUGGCUGCCUUGGUGCUGGCGUUGUCGAGGUUGCAAGCCAGUGGAGCAGUAGACAUUUGGUUUUGGUCGGAAGCAAAUUGUUGUGGAUUAUCUAAGGGAUGGUUGAAUUUCGCUGAGGGAUCCUGCAUACAAGUCGAUCCAUCGACACCUUCAGCUCAAAUCAGCAAGUCGUCCACCUCUAUAGUGACCCGCCUAUAUACAGGUGGCUCUUGUACCACCGAAGUGGGACGCUAUAAUGGCGAUUUCUGCGUUUCUGGUAAUAAGUUUACUGGUGCUCGCUGGAACACUAUUUGUCAGCGCAGUCAGGUUUUGGAUGAUCUUUCUGAUGACAAGCAGCUGGCAAGCACCAACGGCUCUUCCGGUUGCAAAAAGCUUAUGGAUCCAAACGCUGUAGUGUUCAACUCUGGUGAAGGUAACUGGGUGCUCAUGAACGACAACGCAACGGAGCUCUACGAGCAGCUCACGAAAGUACCCGACUCAGAAAAGGUGGCCUGGCUCACGGCGCAAGGAGCUACUUACACUUCCAAAACUGAGGAGAAGUUGCUCGUUGCUGGCAACUCAUAUGUUGCAACUUCAUCGAUAUAAUGGCCCUUUGAUGAUAAUGCAGAACAACUCUAGAAGUUGAACGAACCCUCCUGCAGUGUCGUCUUCGAGCACUAAAUGUCCUUUUGUCUGCCUCCCCUUACUUUCUGUCGCGAGGUGCAGCUUUGGCAGCUUAAUGUGUAGUACUGUGUGUGGCUGCUCAGGCUGUUUCUUCUGUAUGUGGAAAUAAACCAUGCACGGAUCAGAUGUACCGCCUUCUGAUCCGGCCUGCAUAUAGUCAAUAAAACCGUUGUGCAUGGUCUUUGCAAUGCAUACAUUUACCGGA